This is a messenger RNA of Laetiporus sulphureus 93-53, 593 nucleotides long. RefSeq lists its product as uncharacterized. The coding region runs from base 60 to 380 and encodes 106 amino acids. NCBI's taxonomy places the organism in Eukaryota, Fungi, Basidiomycota, Agaricomycetes, Polyporales, Laetiporaceae. The transcript has a single exon. The record is from RefSeq and is a predicted model, not a curated record.
UCCCCCUUCGCCAGCUCACGUUCCCUUUCACCCAAACUUCCUGGAGGAUCUCUGCACAUAUGUUAUACACGUUUUCUCCGCGAUCUAUCGGCUGCAUCUCGCACAUGCUGAAGUUCCCUAAGGUGGUUCUUGUCUCGGUCGUGGUGCACGUAGCUCAUGCCAUGGAUCUCUCCUACCGAGUGCGAACGAUGAGACAUGGCAGAGCCGGAUUUAGUCAGCCAGUUGGACGGGCUACUUGCAAAGUAGACGGGUCUCGUAAUCAUCGUUAUGACGGUCGCCGCAUAGCUCAUUCUAGUCUCGUCGAAAGAGGGCGUGUCCACAAGGCUGCAAACACGCCAUCGUACUUCGCGGAGCCGAGUCGCCUCUGUGGUACCACUUAACAAGCAUCGGACUCCGAUCCAAUACCAAUGCGCAGCUCAGGCCUCUCGUCAGCCUAAUCAACCGCCAUAUUCUGUAGAUCCAUUGGGCGUAUCAUUCGUCUCAGUAGCCUGCUUGCGAUUAUUUCUCCUGCGCGUCUUGUCCUAUGGCUGUUCACUUGGCGCUCAAUUACCUUGACAGGUGGUCAAAUCAUAUGAUGCAGGUGGUCCCGAGUG